Messenger RNA from Cantharellus anzutake, 732 nucleotides. RefSeq lists its product as uncharacterized. The record is from RefSeq and is a predicted model, not a curated record. Bases 1 to 732 code for a protein of 243 amino acids. The transcript has 2 exons. NCBI's taxonomy places the organism in Eukaryota, Fungi, Basidiomycota, Agaricomycetes, Cantharellales, Hydnaceae.
AUGGGUUUCCAUAGUGUGACCGUUAUUUCUCCUACAGCGGUAACGGUGGAAAACCCACCCCCAAACCCAUCAACCGAUGGGGAUCCCACUGUCGUCUCUGAGAAGACAAAAGAACCCACUGUUGAGGCGCAAGCACCCCAAGAGGUCCCUGUAGUCCCCGUCAGUCAAACGGGUCAACCAAUCAUUGGGGUCCCAGUAGCUGAAGGGAUCCCCACUGCCACUGCUGUCACCACAGAAGCGGCAAAUCCACACCCAUCUGUUGAGCCACCUACCCCAUUGAUGGCGCCAGUAACCACUGACACCAAGGGGAAAGGUAGGGAGAUCGACCCAGGACAACUGGCUGGAUCAUCGACUGCAGGGGAGAGUGGAAUUUUUCCACCCCAUUUCAGGCCAGGCUUCAUGCCCACGCCAUUCAUUCUGUCGUCGCAACCCAUGCACAGUGGGGUGAAAAUACCAUGUGUUGACAUUACUCAAAUGUGUAAUCUCCCUCCUGACUACAGGAGGAAGAAAAUAGUGCCAAUGAAGCCCACUGUGGAGAUGAUACAGGAGGAGGACAAUGACAUGGAAAUUGUCAAUGAUGCAUACGAUUAUCACACAUGGAAAAAGCACCCGAUCCACAUCCAGGAUCGUGUAGAUGACCGGCCAGCCAAGGUCAGACCAAUCUUCGCUGAGCCUUGUAGGAAUAUACAAGUUACAACACUAAAACAACCAGAAACCAUCACAGAAAAUUAG